Molecule: messenger RNA, 4072 nt
Organism: Blastomyces dermatitidis ER-3
Lineage: Eukaryota; Fungi; Ascomycota; Eurotiomycetes; Onygenales; Ajellomycetaceae
Product: pH-response transcription factor pacC/RIM101
Exons: 3
Coding region: 959-3265 (768 amino acids)
Biological process (GO): positive regulation of transcription by RNA polymerase II
Cellular component (GO): nucleus
Source: RefSeq, a predicted model, not a curated record
AAUACAUGAAAAUGCGACGUAACACAGUGUAUGAGAGCCCAAGAAAAACAAGGUUUGUGUGGCUGUGGCACUUGUAUUUUGGCGGGCUGUUGAACAUCCCGUAAUACGAACGUAAUACACCCUUGUCUAGGUGCCAAGUCUUGCCCUGUCCAAGCCUUCCCUUAACCCCCCUCCUCUUUCCUCUCUUCUUGGCCGGGACGUCCCUGUCCGCCCACCAUUUCUUGGUGUCUGCGGCUUUUUCUGUUUCACUCCCUUCUCAUUUGAUUUCCUUCCUCUUUCCUCUUAUUCUUAUUAUUACCCUCCCAUUCCCAAGGCCCAACUCCCCAAUUCUUAGACUCUUUGUCCUCCCUUCUUUUUUGCUGUAGAACUGAAUAACGGCUGCCUAAGUUUCGCUGAACAGGCCACCUUUUACUGCGACAGCAUUAUUAAGACAAGGUGACUGAGCUCUUUUGGGAUCGAGCUUGUGAUACUUGCUCCCUCUCGCAGCGUCGAUAUACCAAGCCGUCGAUAUUCAGUCGUAUUUUCUUUCUUUGGUCAUACAGAGUGACGGCGGAACUCCAUUCUGAGUGGCACGAGAGGGGAAAAUAGCUUCAACGAGGAGAAGAAUAACUCUGUUGUCAAUAUCAUUUCGCACGUGUAGGCUACUACCUCUGUUUUUAAACUUCGUCGAGCCCAUUUAUUACUUUGUUGCCCCCGCCUCGAGUCCGAUUUUCUGUUGCAAAGCCUUUCUUUUUAUUAUUAUUUUACUCGCGCCCUUGCGCGACAAACAUCAACCCACCACUUCUUCCUUUGUAACAUCCCUCUGCUUCAUCCCUCUUCUUCAUCCGCCUUGUAUUUGAUAAUUUCUCUCAACGCCUUUUGCGUUUUGAUAUUUCAGUCCUGGGCAUCAGUUCGCGUUUUGUUGUUCCCAUUUUCCGCUCCCAAGACUUGCUUUGACAAGAAAAAUUUCUUGGCAGUCAUGUCCUCCCGUGAAAACCAAGACUCUUCCGCCCCGAUGGCCCAACAACAACAGCAGCAGCAGCAGCAGCAGCCACAACAACCACAGCCGUCCCCUCAACAGCAACCUCAACAACCACCACAGCGUCAGCAGCAUCAGCAACAACAACAACCCCCGCAGCAGCAGCAGCAAGGUCCGCCUCAGCAACAACAGCCGCCUCCAGGACAGGCUCAGCACUCGCCUGCCCAGGCCUCCCAUCCCCCGCUAAACUCGCCCUCGGCGGUGCAGCAAGCUGCUGCCGCCGCAGCGGCGGCUUCCGUUGUUACCCCAGUAUCACUUUCACAGAAUUUGAGUAGUGGCCCAACGCAAGGUGCUGCUGAGAACUUAGUAUGCCAAUGGCAUGGUUGCCAAGACAGGCUUCCCACAGCUGAAGCCCUCUAUGAACACGUCUGUGAACGUCAUGUUGGCCGCAAGAGUACCAAUAACUUGAAUCUAACCUGUGGAUGGGCUAAUUGCCGGACGACUACCGUCAAACGCGACCAUAUUACCUCGCACAUUCGAGUUCAUGUUCCCCUGAAACCUCACAAGUGUGAUUUCUGCGGCAAGGCUUUCAAGCGUCCACAGGAUUUGAAAAAACAUGUAAAGACCCACGCGGACGAUUCUGUCCUAGUAAGAUCCCCAGAACCCGGCCCUGGAGCAAGACCACCAAAUGGAAUGUUUGGUGUCGGUGUUGGCGCAGACGGAAAAUCCCAUUAUUUCGAGGGGUCAUUAGGACCUGUCCCCGGACAAGCGUAUCCGCACGGAGCUGCACAAUAUUAUCCAAAUCCCCACCCACAACACCCUUCCAAUCAGUCGUAUGGAAACGUUUACUAUGCUGUUGGCAGCGAUGCGUCGCAUCAGGCCUCCUAUGAAUCGAAGAAACGAGGAUACGAUGCUUUGAAUGAGUUCUUCGGUGACUUGAAACGCCGUCAGUUCGACCCCAGCUCCUACGCCGCGGUUGGGCAGCGGCUAUUAAACUUGCAUGGCCUGCCCCUUCCACUGGUUAACGGCGGUGCUGUUCCUGAGUACCAGCCGAUGCCAGCCAUGGUUAAUGUCGGCGGCCAUGGUGGCGGCUACCAGCCCGGCCCAAUGCCAGCCCAGUCGUACCAUUUGCCUCCAAUGGGGAACCUUCGCACCAAGGCUGACUUGAUGAACAUUGACCAGUUCCUGGAACAGAUGCAGUCGACCGUUUACGAGAGUGAUGAUCACGUUGCCGCUGCUGGAGUCGCACAGCCAGGUGCCCAUUACAUCCACGGCGGGAUGAGCUACCGGAAUACCGGCUCACCCCCAUCUGCCACACAUAUCCCAUCUAGCCACGCGACGGCUGCAACAUCUACUCCUAUGAUGAUAUCCUCGACUGCCACCCGUUCCUCACAUAGUAGCACACCCGCUCUUACCCCUCCGUCCAGUGCCCAGUCCUAUACUUCUGGCCGUUCUCCUAUUUCCGUUUCCUCGACGCAUCAUACUGUUCCCCCUUCCCACCAUCCUCAAUCAAGCGCCGCGAAUGUAUCCAACACUUCCAGCCACGACAGCCCAGGAAAACUCCACCACGGCUUAUCCAAGUAUUUCAAGUGCAGCCCGCCGUCGACUCUCAGCAGCGUAUUUGAAAACGAUGACCGUCGCCGAUAUACAGGUGGCAUGCUCCAACGAUCCCAACCGCACUGUGUAUCUGAGUCUUCCCAAAUGUACCUCUCCCCAUCUUCUAAUACCGCACCUGCUAAAUUUUCUACAAAUGUCAUCGACCCAGCACUUCAACCAACAACGAAAACUGGGACACCGUCAGAUCACGACUCUAGCUCCGAACGUGGUAGCCAAAAGCGCGAAAGCACGUCUAGCACGUCUCCGGACGCCGACGAAGCUUCCCGAACUGUAGCUGCCGCCGCUACGGUUGCAAACGCUACGACCGGCAGUGAAACGCAGGGCCACUCGGUAGAGCAGUGGGUAGCCAACGUGCGUCUCCUAGAGAAACUACGGCUGUAUAUAUAUGAACGACUUAGUCGUGGUGAGUAUGAGGAUGAUCCUACUGGUUCUAGUAAUGUCACUACGAAUGAGAUCGACAAUAAUAGGGACAGUCAUGAUGUUAGUGAGAGGAUGGAAGGGAUUGAGCUUGGAGGGAGGGCAUCGUCUUCGCCAUCUGCGUCUAUCGACUCAGAUAGGGAUAUGGGAAGACAUAGGGCUGAACGGCGACAGGAGCGGCAACGGCAAGGGAGCACAGAGCCCAGUAGGGAGAAGGCGGAAAAUGGGGGGAAUCUGUAUCCGGUUCUGAAGGUGGACUUUGAGGAGUCUUGAUUUUCAAGAGUCUUAAAUUAGUUGUUUUUCUUGUUUUCUUCCCAGAUUUUCCUUCGUUGUUUUUCCUUACUUUAUUCUUUUAUAAAUCGAUUCCACCCUGUUCAUUACGCUUCCUCUCUCUCUCACCCUUUCUUACAUUAUCCUUCUUUUCUAUUAUGAUGUUCAACGAUUCCUUCGAGCGGGCUGUCUGGGGCGAGUUUCAUGUCUUUUCACGAUUUUUCUUUUUUUUUUCCCCUUUUAUUUUUUUGUAUUUUUUUUUUAUUUUUCCUUCCCAUCUUUAUUUAUCUAACUAUAGUUACUUCUUUCUUAUUUUCAUCAAAUGUAUACUCACCGAGUCACUCCAAUUGCUUUAAGUUUUUCUCGACCUUGAAUCUUCUCCUCAGCAUGCUCCUAUUAACUUUCUCUUUUUUCCUCUCCUCUCAAUUCUGAACCACUACUCUUCACAUUCACAGGCUCUUCACCUAUUGAUUUCGGUAGUUUGUUUUUCAUCUCUUAAUCUAUUUGUUUUUGUUUUUUUAUAUGUUUUUUUUAAAGCGACCCACUUUGUGUUUGUUUUCGGUUCGGGAACUUUUACGAUUCUCGGCUCUCCCUUUCCAGUUUUAUAUUAUAUACAUGUAACUCUCUUUAUAGUUCGACGGGGAAGUUUGAUCUGUUAGAAGAUCUUCGUUUUUAAUAAUGACGCGGAGAUUAAGUCAGCGAAGUCUGCCAGGGCCUCUUCAUUCAAUAAGUUCGAAGUAUACAAGUUACAAUUUUGUUAGCUUUUUUUUUUUUUUUUUUUUUUUUUUUUUUUUUUUUUUUUUUUUUUUU